This is a messenger RNA of Coregonus clupeaformis (lake whitefish), 4157 nucleotides long. RefSeq names its product putative cation exchanger C521.04c. The coding region runs from base 1339 to 3642 and encodes 767 amino acids. The transcript is spliced from 20 exons. Gene Ontology annotation, cellular component: endomembrane system; membrane. Lineage: Eukaryota; Metazoa; Chordata; Actinopteri; Salmoniformes; Salmonidae. The record is from RefSeq and is a predicted model, not a curated record. Gene Ontology annotation, molecular function: calcium:proton antiporter activity. Gene Ontology annotation, biological process: intracellular calcium ion homeostasis; calcium ion transmembrane transport.
CUUUGUCAGUGGGCAAACUUACAAAAUCAGCAGGGGAUCAAAUACUUUUUUCCCUCACUGUAUAUGACAUGAACUGUAAUAGUUCUCAUGUUGGAUACUGAUCAGCCAGUCUAUUCAAGGGGAAAUUGACCCUGCUAUAGUUUUUGAGGCAUUGUGAACAUUCUCAGAGUUUAGUUUUGCUGUCAAAGAUAGUUAAAUUCAUUCCAUCUCUUUGUGGGUUCUUUAUAUUGGCUAAAUCCAUUUCCCUAUUGUCUAUGUAGCUUAUUGCUGUUUCUCUCUUCACUCAUAUCUUGAACACAGAAUUGUAUCACUUUGAUCGUGAAGCUGUAUUUUUGUAUAAUUAUGUAAAUGAAAGAAAAGCUAGAGUUCUGGUGCUGUUGCUUUUUGAUUUAUUGAUUGAGAUUUGUGAAUAAAACAUAGAUUACAUCAUAUUUAGGCAGGUUAUUGGUCACCAAACAUUGCUUUAAGUUGUGAUGGUCCUUAGUUCUGUUGUCCAACAUUUGUUGGAAUAAUGUUUUUUUCCCACAUAUAGUUUUUAAGGUCUCUACUCAGUAUGAAAUGUAAUUUUCCUAGGUAAAGUAAAUAUGCCAGGGAUGGGCAACUGACAGCACACGGCCGGUCCCCUUUUGAAAGCCCUUGGUUCAAUUUCCCCCAAAAAAUACAGCAACAAAAAACAUCAUUGUUUUAAGAACUCAGUGGGGGUCUCAAUUUACUGCUGCAAGUUAGAAUUGUAGAAUACAAAAGGUGCUAUUUCGAAAUGUGGUUGUGCAUCAGCAAUGUUUCUAAUGUUAUUACAGUCACUGAUAGUCAUUCAAUUAGCGCACCAUGUCAGCUAACAUUUUUUAGAUUGCUAAAUUAGUUUAGAGGCCAGCUGACCCAAUUUGGGAUGAUGGUUGAAUUACAAGCUUGAUCCCACAUUGAUUUUGUUAGUCUGUCUCACUCAGAUAUCAUAUUAAAAACUGCAAAAAACUGCCCCCACCCCCAUCAAAGUUGCCCAUCCCUGAAAUAGGUCUACACAGCAUGACAGAAUAAACAUAUUUUUCAAGAGAAAAUAUUUGAUCAUAAACAGCGUAAGCUAUGAAUUGGAUUUUCAAACAAAGUUGUUUUAUAUUUAGAAUGUGGCCACAGCACAUGACACAGAGUCACUACACAUCCCAGAAUGCAGUCGAUGGAGAGGGAAAAGAUAUGAGGAUGAUCUACAAUUCCCACGGGUUUUUCGAAUACAUCCAUGUAUGUCAGCAAUGGUUAGGAAGCGCACAGAGACACUAUGAGGAAGGGGAUUGAGUUGAUCAAACCGGCGUGGUAUUAGCUCUAUGGAAAGUAUUAUUAUCAACAAUAAUGUCCCACAUUAAAGCUCCUAUCGCUGAUACGGAGAGGCGUAGGCGGAGGUCCACGGCUGAAAGUUCAGAUACCCAAUGGGACCAUGACCCCCGGGUCUACCGCCGUACAUCCCAGUGUGACAGACUGUGUGUGGACAUUGGCAGCCAUGUGGCCGAGGCCACCUCCCCAGACGUCUCCCACCAAUACACCCCCAAAUUGCUCUCUGCAAACAAAGGAAGCACCACUCCUUUUCACUAUGGGGAAGAGGUCUGGCAGGAUGGCUCGAGCUUGAAGACCACCAUCCGAGCGGAAAAUGAAGUAGAGGCAAACAAACUGGCCAACAACUACAGGUUUGGCUUCAGAAAGUGGAAGAGUCACGUGACUGAGAGGCCCAUCGAGGACAGGUCGGACAUUGUGAGGGAGCUCUACUCAGAGCUGAACUUUGUCAGACCCCAAGGUUCUUUGAUCACUUGUGGAAACAUAGCGUACUUGAUUUUAUUUGGAUGGUGGAUCUCUUUAGCCUACCUCUUGGCCUGUCCUUUAAUGUUUCUGACCAUCAUUGGAGUUCCUUAUGGGAAGCUGUGUUGGAAGUUAUCAUGCUACUUUCUGUGGCCAUUUGGGAAGUCCAUACUAAAGCCCAUCAGCCUGGUCAGGCGAUGCUGUGUGAAGUUCCCUCACUGCGAGGCCAUCCCAGAGGAAGCUGACUCAAAGGAGGUGAAGGAGUCCACGCCCCUGCUCAUGCCCCCUUCUGUCCCCAUCGAGGUCCCCCCACAACGGACGCGUUACUGGUGUCGUGUCAGUACCUACGUGUGGCUGUUGCUAGGCUACCCUCUCCUGGGGCUGAUCCACGGCCUGGCCUGCUUCCUCUCCUGGAUCCUGGUCUUCACCAUCCCCGUGGCCAAGAUGAAUGCCCGCACCCUGGCCGUCAUACUCCUCAUGCCUCCCGAGGACGUCCACAUCUGCCGGCUGAAAAAGCCCCAAGGGUGUGAGAGCCAAGUGCUUCUCUGUUGCUACCAUGCCUUCAACUGGUAUUACUACAAAUACACCAUGGACGGAAUCAAUGUCUUUGCUGUCAACCUGCUGCCCCUGGUCAUCACGACCCUGGUGGUCGGCUAUGUGGACACAGAGAACCAGUUUGUCAGCUCGGAGGCCAAGUUCACCACUGCCGUCAGCUCCAUCAUCCCACUGUCCUAUUACAUUGGCAUGGGCAUCGCCAGUAUCUCAGCUCAGAGUAACUUUGCGGUGGGAGCGGUGGUAAACGCUACGUUUGGCUCCAUCACAGAGAUGACCUUCUACAUCACUGCCCUGCUGAGGGGUCACCAGGCCGGCUCCAAGUGCUAUGAGGAGAUCGUCAAGGCCGCUCUCACUGGAACCCUGCUGGGCUGUAUUCUCUUUAUCCCAGGUAUCAGCAUGAUCAUCGGGGGCUUUAAACACAGGGAGCAGAGGUUCAACAGCCGCUCUGCAGGGGUCAGCUCAGCUCUGCUCUUCAUAUCAGUAGGAGGCGUAUUUGCCCCAACCCUGUUCUCCAAGGCCUACGGUAGCCUGGUGUGUGCAGGCUGUACCAGCUCUCCAGCCAACAUUAGUGGGCCCUUUACCUGUAACGACUGCCACUAUGACAUGAGUGGAAGUAACGAGCCCUUGUAUCUCAGACACAUUGAGCCUCUGGUGUACACCAUCUCUGUGUUGCUGCCUGCCGCCUACCUGAUCGGCCUCAUCUUCACCCUGAAGACCCACUCCCACAUCUACGACAUCCAAGUCAGUGACGGGCAUGACCACCACCAGGGUCAGCGCCCACCGGGGGGUGCCAACACGGCCGGCGCCAGCGGCGGUCAUGGCACGGUCGUCCACUGGUCCAGGUUGAGGGCUCUGUCUGUACUGAUCAUGGCCACACUGCUAAUGGCCGCCUGUGCCGACCUCACCACGGAGCACAUCAAACCCAUCCUCGACCACUCCGCCAUCUCCCAGUAUUUUAUCGGCGUGACAGUGUUGGCGAUGGUGCCGGAAAUUCCCGAGAUCUUCAACGGAAUACAGUUUGCCCUGCAGAAUAACAUCAGUCUCAGCUUGGAGGUGGGAAACUGUAUAGCAGUGCAAGUCUGCAUGAUUCAGAUUCCUUUACUCAUCUUGUUCAACACUUUCUAUGAUGUGGGGUUCGUGCUCCUGUUCAGUGACUUGCAUCUUUGGGCCAGCAUCUUUAGUGUGAUUGUGGUCAACUACAUUUUCAUGGAUGGCAAGUCGGACUACUUUCAGGGUACUGCUUUGGUGGUGGUUUACCUCAUUCUACUGGCAUUGUACUUUUUCGCCCCAUCACCCCCCGCCUGUUGAGCUUUUCCGCAAAGAAGAAACUUCAACUCCCAGAGUCCUUUGAGUCACUAUUUCCAGGAGCUGCUUUGUUUGUGUUCAAACUAUUAUUUCAUUGCCAUGUCGAUUUAUAUUGUCUCUUUGUCUGUCUUUCAGUAGUAUUCAUAAGGGCUCGCAGUGGAAAAGGUUUGGAAUGCUUUGCAGUCCAUGUUGUCCCUCCAUUUCAAUCUGUUUUCUUCCAUUUGUGGCUAAUGAACAUGACCCAGUUCUGGGCAUCAAGGGCCCUUUACCUUUGGAAUUAUUUGCAUUAUGAUUUCUAAAUGAACUUACCUUUUAUUUUAUUUAAACAUUGCACAUCCUGAGGUGUAUGUAAACAAUGUAGAAGACUGAAGAUAUUUUGUAACAAAGAAAAUGUAUUGUCCCAAUGUUUUUUUUCCAGUAGGAUUUUGGCAGAUUAAAAUGCAGAUGUUGUUAAAGCAGGGUUUGUAGAGUAUGCUAAUAUCAAUGUAUAAAGUGGUCACAUUUGUGCUUCGCAUUCA